AUGUUUCCAUUCAAUAUUGUAUUGCUUAUAAUAUUGAGUUCGACAGCAAUAGCUGCAGACGUUCAAAAUGAAGGCAUGAGCAGUGGAUUUUAUAAGUUUGGCGUUGACUUGUAUCAGCAAUGCUCCCAAUUUGAAUCUGGAAAUUUGGUAAUUUCACCAUUUUCAGUUGGAACAUCGCUAACUCUACUUUCUCAAGCAGCCAAUGGCACGACUUAUGAACAAUUGAGAAAACAUUUGUAUUUGAAUGGUGAAAAAUCUAUUGUAGCCGAUCAAUUUCGAAAGUACAUUGAAUUAAUUAAAAGAAGUGCUGGUCAAUCGGAACUGAUGAUUACAAAUCAAAUCUAUGUGGAAGAAAGAGUUCAACUGAAUCAAAAUUUUCAAAAAGUGGCUACAGAUGAAUUUGAUGCAGGCAUUGAAUCGGUAGAUUUUGUUAAUAAAAAUGACACGUUACAACUGAUCAAUAAUUUCAUAGAAGAGAAAACAAAGGGAAAAAUCAAACAAAUUAUUGAUGAUGAGAUGUUGACUGCAGAUACUCGAUUUGUUUUGGUAAAUGCAAUCUACUUAAAGAGCAUCUGGCUCCAACCAUUUCCACAACGCAAAAGAGAUGGUCAAUUCUAUGAUAUGAUAGAAAAGUUUUACAUCAGUGAAACCGAGACGGUUGAGGCAAAAUUCAUGAAAAUGAGUAAAGAAGUCUGGAUUGCUGAAUUACAUGAAUUAGAUAUCGCUGCAUUGAGACUUGACUAUUUAAAGUCGAAUUAUUCAUUCAUUAUUAUUCUACCAAACAAACGUACCGGAUUAUCUACGUUAGAAGCGCAAUUACAGAAAAUUAAUUUAUCAAAAAUUGUUGAACAAAUGAAAUUCAUAACAUAUAGAGUUGAAAUUCCGAAAUUCAAGGUCAAAACUAAAUUUCGUCUCAAUGAAAUUUUGAAAAAUAUGGGCAUUAAUGAAAUGUUUGAACCGUGGGCGAAUUUAAGUGGUCUUUUAAACACGAGAGAGCCAUUGUUUGUGAGCCAAGUUGUUCAUCAAGCUACCAUUGAAAUUAAUGAAAAACUCAUUGAAGCCGCUGCUGCAACAGGUUCCGCUUCAAGAGCAUUAAGUGGUACAGGAGUUUUCAGAGCUGAACAUCCGUUCAUGUAUUUUGUGUGGGACAGGGAAACCAGUACAACAAUUUUCAGCGGUUGCAUUAAAAAUUUUCCAACAAAUGCCACAUCAAAACAAUAA
Sitodiplosis mosellana (orange wheat blossom midge) is the source of this 1221-nucleotide messenger RNA. Its product is annotated as serine protease inhibitor 42Dd-like. The coding region runs from base 1 to 1221 and encodes 406 amino acids. Gene Ontology annotation, molecular function: serine-type endopeptidase inhibitor activity. The record is from RefSeq and is a predicted model, not a curated record. NCBI's taxonomy places the organism in Eukaryota, Metazoa, Arthropoda, Insecta, Diptera, Cecidomyiidae. The transcript is spliced from 4 exons.